Messenger RNA from Heteronotia binoei (common prickly gecko), 3173 nucleotides. It is a transcript of the gene MCU, whose product is annotated as mitochondrial calcium uniporter. The transcript is spliced from 8 exons. Bases 99 to 1148 code for a protein of 349 amino acids. Lineage: Eukaryota; Metazoa; Chordata; Lepidosauria; Squamata; Gekkonidae. Gene Ontology annotation, biological process: mitochondrial calcium ion homeostasis; calcium import into the mitochondrion. Gene Ontology annotation, molecular function: uniporter activity; calcium channel activity. The record is from RefSeq and is a predicted model, not a curated record. Gene Ontology annotation, cellular component: uniplex complex; mitochondrial inner membrane.
AAGGGGCGGAGGAGGAGGGGGGAAGGCUCUUCCCCGCCCCCUUUCCAGCAACCCCGCAGCGCUGCCUGCCGGAGAGCGGGGCGACUUCCAGUCGAGAGAUGGCGGCCACCGCGGGCAGAUCGCUGCUGCUCCUCCUCCUCUCCCGGACUCCCGGCGGCGGAGGAGGGGCGGCGGCGCUGACAGCCGCCGGCUGCUUCCCAGCGCUGGGCAGGCACCGCCAGCAGCCGCCGCGGCACAGGACGGUACACCAAAGGCUUCUUCCAUGGCAAAGUAUGAGAGUGGUCUAUUGCAGUACUGUAGUGCCCUCUGAUGAUGUAACAGUGGUUUAUCAAAACGGGUUACCUGUGAUAUCUGUGAAUCUUCCAUCCCGCCGUGAGCGUUGCCAGUUUACACUUAAGCCUAUCUCAGACUCCGUUGGAGUAUUCUUACGACAGCUGCAAGCAGAGGACCGGGGAAUCGACCGAGUCGCAAUCUAUUCACCAGACGGCACACGAGUAGCCUCUUCAACGGGCAUAGAUCUUCUACUCCUUGAUGAUUUCAAACUAGUAAUUAAUGACUUGACUUACCAUGUUCGUCCACCAAAGAGAGACCUUCUAAGCCAGGAAGAUGCAACCACGCUGAAUGAUGUAAAGACACUGGUUCAACAGCUGUACACUACGUUGUGUAUUGAGGAACACCAGCUGAAUAAGGAGAAGGAACUCAUUGGACGGCUAGAAGACCUCAAGCAGCAGCUAGCUCCCCUGGAGAAGGUUAGAAUGGAAAUCUGCAGAAAAUCAGAAAAGAGGACCACCUGGGUGCUGUGGGGUGGGCUGGCUUACAUGGCUACUCAGUUUGGGAUUCUGGCCCGACUCACUUGGUGGGAGUACUCUUGGGACAUUAUGGAGCCUGUUACCUACUUCAUCACGUACGGUAGUGCCAUGGCAAUGUAUGCAUACUUCGUAGUAACGCGCCAGGAGUAUGUAUACCCAGAUGCCAGAGACAGGCAGUUCUUAUUAUUUUUCCAUAAAGGAGCCAAAAAGACACGUUUUGACCUAGAAAAAUACAAUCAACUCAAGGAUGCGAUUGCUCAGGCAGAAUUGGAUCUUAAGAGGCUUCGAGACCCCUUGCAGGUACAUUUGCCUAUCCGACAAAUCAGCACUAAAGACUGAUUAGCUGAGGACCUCUGAUCCCUGGCAGAAAUGGCAAAGCCUGUUCAUAUCUCUUGCCUCUUCAAUUAAAGCAUUGUGGUGGAAGCUGGAAGGUCUCCUGGGGGCGGAGGACUUUUUUUUCUUACCAGUAAACAAGCAGAACAAGGAUCUUGGCUGGGGAGGGGGUCAUUGUGUUUAAUCUGAAGAUCAGGCACUGUGGGAUGUUAAGUCUUUCCAAAGGGCUUGGCGAAUAUUGUCACAUUCAAGCGUUCUUUGUUUCUAGACGAAAAAAAGACAUAUUUAAAAGUCAGGUGUUUUGAGAGCAGAAUGUUAGGAGGGGCAAAUUUCCCCAGCUUUGCAGUGUCUGCCUCUUGAUGAUGCACCAGCAGCCUGCUCAGCUUUUUGUUGUUUUUUUAUUUUUUGGGGGGGGGGCGGGAAACAAAAAACACCCUAUUUCAGAACACCAGUAAAUCAUAGUGAAAAUGAAAAAAGCAAAGAAGAAAAAAAUCAAGCCAUCUUAAGAAGCUGUAGCUGGUGAUCGGAACUAGUGCUCUCCUUUCACAUACCGUAUGCUCCAGUUUGGGUCUUAUUGGUGUCAUCAACGUGCACUCUAGAUUGGACCUACAAUGUCUUUUAUGACAUGAAUAUGAAGCUGGAAAGAUCAGGAGCUCCCCCUCCCUGCUCACUUAUAGACAGCCAGAUUUCCUCCUUUUUACUAGGUGAGGACCACAUUGAUCAGUUUUAUCAGAACCACAAAGUAAAUAACUCUUACUCCGAACGUUUGAUAAUUGAUCACUUUGCAUUACUCUUAAAUAACUUCAGUAGAUCGUACUGCCCUGGAUCUACUUCUAGAUAUAAAUGGUGAUGUUGCAUGAAACAAUUUCUUAUUCAGUCUUAAGGGAGCAAUCUUUCCCCCCCUUCCCCCCCCCCCCCCCCGGCUACCCUUUCCAUCCCAAAUCUGGUGGCCACUGGGAUUACCAAAUUAAAAGGGUGUUUUUUUAAAAAAAAAUAUGGGGGUGGAUGGAAUAAUUUUUUUAAUGGGAACUUAGCUCAAAAUCAUUGCUUUCGAACCCAGCAGUGUAGAAUGGGGAUAAUUAAAUUUGAUGUUUGCAACUUUGCAUAGCAGAAUGAGUUAUGUGUCUUGAUGAGAUUGCCUGUCCUGGAGGCUUUAUCAGAAGCCUGAGGGAGAAGAUAAAUGAGGAAUUCCAUGUUGCUUCUCAAUCUCAAGUCCUCUUUAAAGUAGCUUUAAAUGAAUGCUCUGAUGCUUUAAGGGUCAGGGUUUCAAUGAGGUGACAGAGAUAGCAAUGCCCUUCCUUAUUUAAACACUUAAGGAAAUGGCUCUCCUCACCCUCCACCUCUUGCAAACCAGCUGAGGUUUUUUUUUUCCAUGCGGGUCUCGCAUCCUGCACUGAGUAGAAUCGGCCUCUGACCAUCCUGUUUGAUAAAAGCCUGCGAGGACAGGAUGGAGGUCGGAGAAGGGAUCUGAGCUCAAUUUGCAGAAAGGCCGGGUGUUUCCUUUUCAGCUCGCUACUUCUCACUGUGUCAAGGCGAGAGGCUCCCACUUUCUGGAGAACCAUGUUUUAAAGUGUACAAAAUAAAUAUAAACCAGACGCCAGGUGCCUUGCAGCUGUGGAAACACAAGAUGGGAUUGUUGCCGCCGCCUCUCCCUCAAUGGCAUGUUGGACUGAAUGGAUGCAUGUUCCAAGAUGUUUUUCUCUCACCACUUUUCUUCCUUCCUCUCUCCCUCCUUCCCUCUCUAACUUUCUCUCUCUUGUUUUGUUUUUAAUUAUGUUUUUAAUUUUGUUUUUUCUUCUGAUUCUUUUUUUUUAAGUGAUCCAUUUUAUCCUCUUUGUAUGCAACAAGGAAGGAAAUGAACAGUCUUGUUAACAGAAUUGUUUGUGUGUGUUUGGGGUGAGGGAGGGGGCAUGGAGAAAAGUCCUUAAAAAAUAAAAUACUGAACAUGUGUAAAAAUCCUGUAUCAUUUAUUAAAUAUGUAUAAAAGAGCAAUGUACUUCCGGAACAAUAAAUAACUAUUCAGUUUUUGAA